AUGUCCUCACCCGUCAAACGAUCUCGGUCCCUGAAGAAGCCGACACUGGCACCGGCAACCAACCCGCCAGCCAAGCCCUUGGCCAAUUCCUCCAACUCCGCCCGCGGCACCUCGCCCAGCCGCCUGCCAGUCAAACCUCCGCCCCGGCCAACGUCCCUCAUCGUCAACGGCUCGUCGUCGGCGUCGUCAUCGUCAUCGAGAGCCUUGUCACUCGCGCCGACGACCUCGGGGAACGGUGGCGCGAGGGGCCCGCGGCCGGCGGUCCCGGCUGCGCCAGGCCGCUCGACGUCCGUCUCCAGAAAGCACGACGGCACUGCCUCGGCCCCAGGACCCAAGAAGGAGACGACGGGCCGCCACCCGCCUCCGCGCGGUGCAAACAGGCCCCCCGCGCAGGUCAGGCCGCGUCCCUCGUCCGCGGCGAGCGAAGGCGCCAGCCGGGGCGAGAGCAAGAGGGCCGCCUCGUCGCACGUGCGCUCUAGGAGCACAUUGACAUGCCUGACCGCCGCGACGUCGCUGAGACGGCAGUCGGGCGAUGAUUGCGCGGCUGGCCGGCAUGCGGCUCCCGCCACGGCCGAGGUCGACGGCGCCAGCGGCGCCCGCAGCGCCAGACAUGGUGGGCUUUUGCGUAGCGCGUCUGCCGCCGACAAGGGCUCGCCCGCGCCGUUCAAGCCGGCCGCCGACGUGCAUCAUCUAACCGUCGCCGCGGCUUCCGCAGGCCCCGCCAAAAACCCUCAGCAGGGACACCCUCGGCAGGGACACCCUCGGCUACGACCUGCGUUUUCCACCCUGAGCAAGCACUACUCGCCGGUCAAGUCGCAGGCGCCCAAGCCGCUCACGUCGGCGAUUCUCGCGCCGCCAUCCCCCUCCAAGCUGCCCGCCAACAUGGCCGCGUCCGCCGAGACGAGCAGGCUGCAGGCAGAGCUCCUCCAGCUGCACCUCCUCCACAGAGACUAUCCCGCCACCAGGGCGCAAUGGCAGGCCAGUGCGAAAGACAAGCUCAGGGAGCGGUUCGGCAAGGUAAGCCAGGAGAGCAGGAGCGCCGCGGGCCGGGAGUCGGCCGCCGCGGAGGGGGACAACAUCCUCGCCCUCAGACGCUGGGCGUGCCGCGGCGCGGGAAUCGAAGACAAGGUCCAGGCCUUGGAUGAGAUCAUGACGGGCCUGUGGACGCUGAGCGAGCCCGCCGGUCGGUAUGCCAGGAUCGUGCGACGUUUUGAGCGGUGGGCCCACCACGUGUCCGAUGCCGAGGAAGCUCGACGCCACGCCGACAAGAUGCUCGUCCACCGUCACGAUUCCCUGUUCCUCGGGGAGGUAGACGGCGCGUGGGGGGAAGAGCGUGCCAGCGUGCUCCGCAAGUUGGAGGCUUGGCGGUGCCGACUUUCCGACAUUGACGACCUCGCUGCUUCGGAGGAGCGUGGCGCGGCGAACCGCCCUGCGGCGCAACCGUCCAGUCUGGAAAGGAUGCUUCGAGGGGCCGGGGAACUGGUGCACGGCAUGUUGGCUGAGCUGCAUGCCAUGGAGGAGAUUGAGCAGCAAGCCCUGGCGAGGGAGGAGGAGUGGAUUGCGAGCAUGAUUCGGGAUGGUGACGACGGCUUUGACGCCCCAAAGGCUGGUGCCAUUUGGCGAGCUGCCUAG
This is a messenger RNA of Ustilaginoidea virens, 1632 nucleotides long. RefSeq lists its product as uncharacterized. The transcript has a single exon. The record is from RefSeq and is a predicted model, not a curated record. NCBI's taxonomy places the organism in Eukaryota, Fungi, Ascomycota, Sordariomycetes, Hypocreales, Clavicipitaceae. Bases 1 to 1632 code for a protein of 543 amino acids.